Tauraco erythrolophus (red-crested turaco) is the source of this 354-nucleotide messenger RNA. Its product is annotated as feather keratin 4-like. NCBI's taxonomy places the organism in Eukaryota, Metazoa, Chordata, Aves, Musophagiformes, Musophagidae. Gene Ontology annotation, molecular function: structural constituent of cytoskeleton. The record is from RefSeq and is a predicted model, not a curated record. Gene Ontology annotation, cellular component: intermediate filament.
AUGUCUUCCUACAGGCAGGUCUGCAACUACUCGCCCUGCGACGUGAGCUGCCCCCCGCCGUACGCCAACGCCUGGAGCCAGCCCUGCGUCACCUCCUGCGGGGACUCCCGUGCUGUGGUCUACCCACCGCCCGUGACCAUCGUCUUCCCGGGCCCCAUCCUCAGCUCCUGCCCUCAGGAAAGCAUUGUGGGCACCUCGGCCCCACUGGGGCUGGGCAGCUCCUUUGGCUACGGGAGCUCCCUGGAUGCGCAGAGCUCCUUCGGGUCCGGUGCCUCACUGGGUGGCAGGUACUCCUACCCCUGCUAUUCCCGCAGGUACACGACUUACAGUCGUGGGAGCUGCGGGCCCUGCUAA